GAGAGAGAGAGAGGAUCGUCCUCUCGCGCUGGCGUGGGUAUUUCCUGCGUAAAGUAGCGUCGCCUAACAGCGGGGUGCGAGACAUGGGCACGAGAUCCGCGGCUCGCGCCCGCGUGGCGCCUCGGUCACCUCUCGACUGACCACGAGCUGACCUCGCUGCGCCGGUUCGCAGGUCAGUCCAGCUUAGCGCGAGCUACAGGUGUGGUGUCAGAUUUGCGCGCGGAGGGGUGCAGCGCUGGAGCUUCGUCGCGCCGUUCGCGCUCAUUGUCUUCAUCCUCCUCCUCCUCCUCUUCCUCCUCCUCGGAUGAGAGAUCCGCGUGUGUCCGCGGUCCAGCCGCUCUGAAGGAGCGAAGCGGAGUGUCCGGCGUCCGGUUUUGGAUCAUUUAUGAGGAUCGCUAGCCGGGAGCCGCCGGCCGCAGCCCGCAGUCAUGCCUAUGCACCCCGUCACCUCCACUUUGAUGUACCGGGGAAUCUGCACCAUCCCGGACAUCCUCUCAUACCGGGCUCCGGUCAACCUGCCUGAAGACGAAGUGGAGGAGAUCCGUGAGGCGUUUAAGGUGUUCGAUCGGGAUGGGAACGGAUUCAUCUCGAAGCAGGAGCUGGGCAUGGCCAUGCGUUCUCUGGGCUACAUGCCCAAUGAAGUGGAGCUGGAGGUGAUCAUCCAGAGACUGGACAUGGAUGGCGAUGGACAGGUGGACUUUGAGGAGUUUGUAACACUGCUGGGUCCGAAGCUCUCUGCUGCUGGAAUGCCUGACAAGUUCAAUGGAACAGGUUUUGACUCAGUGUUCUGGAAGUGUGAUAUGCAGAAGCUCACAGUGGAGGAGCUGAAGCGGCUCCUGUACGACACAUUCUGUGACCACUUGUCCAUGAAAGACAUUGAGAACAUCAUCAUGACUGAGGAAAACCACAUCGAGAACCCUGAGGACUGUCAAGUGGACAUCGACUCAUCAAGUCCGACCCAGCAGGUGAAGCAGACGUGCGUGAGGAAGAGUCUUAUCUGCGCCUUCGCCAUUGCUUUCAUCAUCAGCGUUAUGCUCAUCGCAGCCAAUCAGGUGCUCCGCAGCGGUAUGAAAUAACAAUGUCGUCCCAUCACAAACCAGAGAACAGUGAACACUGACAAACGACUAAAAACAACAGUGGCAAAAAACAAAUCUACAAA
Messenger RNA from Colossoma macropomum (tambaqui), 1159 nucleotides. RefSeq names its product calcium-binding protein 7 (gene cabp7a). Lineage: Eukaryota; Metazoa; Chordata; Actinopteri; Characiformes; Serrasalmidae. The record is from RefSeq and is a predicted model, not a curated record. Gene Ontology annotation, molecular function: calcium ion binding. The coding region runs from base 429 to 1076 and encodes 215 amino acids. The transcript has 5 exons.